This is a messenger RNA of Trichoderma reesei QM6a, 1617 nucleotides long. RefSeq lists its product as uncharacterized. Lineage: Eukaryota; Fungi; Ascomycota; Sordariomycetes; Hypocreales; Hypocreaceae. Gene Ontology annotation, biological process: carbohydrate transport; transmembrane transport. Gene Ontology annotation, cellular component: membrane. Gene Ontology annotation, molecular function: carbohydrate:proton symporter activity. Bases 1 to 1617 code for a protein of 538 amino acids. The transcript has 6 exons. The record is from RefSeq and is a predicted model, not a curated record.
AUGGCGGAAAAGGACGAGUCGCGGCCCGAGCCGGUCAUUGACCAUGGCUCGAUCAACGGUGACACCGUCGACAAGACAGCCAUUGGCAGCGUGACCGAGGUGCAGGGAAACACUCACUACCACGAGACGGUCACUUCGGCGCCAAUGGAUCCCUGGUCGCGGACAAGCAUCCAGCUGUACUUUAUUCUGCUCGUGGCAGCACUGAACGCGACGUCGUCGGGUUUCGACGGUUACAAGGCAUACUUCCACCAUACCGAGCUUGGUUCUGCCACCGGAAUCAUCUUCAUGAUCUAUACCAUCGGUAACAUGGUCGGCUCUCUCUUCACCGGACUAAUUUGCGACCAGUGGGGUCGUCGAGCCGGUAUGAUGGCGGGCUCCCUCUUCAUCAUGGUUGGUGCCAUUGUUCAGACUGCCUCCAAGUCGGAUGCCUACCUGCUCGGAGGCCGUUUCGUCUUGGGAUUCGGCGUCUCUAUCGGAACCUCGUCUGCGCCCACAUACGCCCUUGAGCUAGCUCCCCCCCAGUGGCGAGCUCGUGUCGUUGGUUACUACAACACCUUCUUCUAUACCGGCUCCAUCCUCGCUCUUGGCGUCGCCUAUGCCGCCGCGAAGAACAACAGCACCCUCGCCUUUCGCCUUCCCAUGGGUCUCCAGCUCGUCCCUCCGUUCUUCAUCUUCAUCGGCGCGCUCUUUAUCCCUGAAUCCCCCCGAUGGCUCACCAUGUGGGGAAAGAAGGAACAGGCCGCUGCCAUCCUGGCCAAAUAUCACGGAGGCGGCGAUAUGAACCAUCCCAUGGUCCAGCUCGAAUUGCGUGAGUUUGAGGCCUCGAUCGAGCUGCAAAAGGCCUCGAGCGUCUGGGACUACUGGGCACUGAUCAAGGACCACAACGCUCGUUGGCGAUUCACCAUGAUGGCUUUCAUGUCAUUCUUCGCCCAGCUGUCCGGAAACUCUGUUCUGACCUACUAUCUGCCCUCCAUGUACAAGCUUCUCGGUAUCGUUUCGGUUGAGCGCCGUCUGUUGCUGUCCUUUGCUAACGCCAUUGUUUCCUGCGCCGGCGCUGUUGCUGGUUCUGCGACUAAUGACAAGAUUGGUCGCCGUACCAAGCUCUGGACCGGAAGUCUUAUUCUUGCCAGUCUGUUCGGUGCCGUCACUGGAUUCUCUGCCAAGUUUGAGCACGGCUCGGAUGGCAUCAGCACGGCCUUUUCCAACGGUGGUGUAGCCAUGAUCUUCCUCUUCGGCUGUGUCUACUCCUUCGUGUACACUCCUCUGACUGCCACCUACUGCGCCGAAGUUUUGGCAACUCCUACCCGCGCCAAGGGUAUGGGAGUCCACGUCAUCAUGUCCAAUUGUGCCAACCUCUACAACACCUAUGUCACCGCCGUCGCCCUCGAAGCCAUCAACUGGCGCUACUACCUCAUCUUCGUCGGCCUCAAUCUCAUCUACGGCCUCUGCUGGUUCGUGUUCGGUGUCGAGACUCGCGGCCGAACUUUGGAGGAAAUGGACGAGGUCUUUAAUGCCAAGUGGCCGCCGCGCGCUGCUCUGCAAAAGCACGUCAUGAUCAAACGAGAUGGUCAUCUUGCAGGCCUCGACGAUAGUAGCGGCAAUGCUGACCGGGUUUGA